Messenger RNA from Cotesia glomerata, 3193 nucleotides. RefSeq names its product pituitary homeobox x (gene Ptx1). Gene Ontology annotation, biological process: anatomical structure morphogenesis; regulation of transcription by RNA polymerase II. Bases 1682 to 3193 code for a protein of 503 amino acids. NCBI's taxonomy places the organism in Eukaryota, Metazoa, Arthropoda, Insecta, Hymenoptera, Braconidae. Gene Ontology annotation, cellular component: nucleus. Gene Ontology annotation, molecular function: RNA polymerase II cis-regulatory region sequence-specific DNA binding; DNA-binding transcription factor activity, RNA polymerase II-specific. The transcript is spliced from 5 exons. The record is from RefSeq and is a predicted model, not a curated record.
AUAUCACACAUCACCGAGAAAAGCUCUGCGUUGAAGCGGCGAGUACUUGAAUAUACACUAUACUACCAAAAUACAAAAAACUCAACACAGAGAUCGAGUGGCUGUGUGAUACAUAUCAUCGUGCCCAGUGGGGCUGACUACACCAUUACCCUUUAUACUUACAACCCUCGUCGCGUAUCACCGCCAAUAGGAGUGGCUAACUUAUCCCCACUUGGCGGUUUCCCCUCCAGAGCAUUUUUGCACCCUCACACAGUAAUGCUGCGCGCCGAAGUGGAGCGGCGAAACACCGAAGCUCCGAAUUGUUGACUCGCGUUCGUGCUGUAUAGGUAUCAUUUAGAUAGACGAGCAAGUAGUAGUGGUCUGCUUCGGUGUUGACGGAGAUAGAGACAGAGACAGAGAUAGAGGAGGGAAAAAAAAGAGAAGGGGAAGGGGUGUUGUGUGUUAUGGAAGCAGCUUUCAGAGAUGAAGAGGGAGUAAGUCUGGGAUUGGGAUCGUAACACGAGCGGCGCAGUCAGACAGUCAGGCAGGCUGGCUAGCCGGCAUCCAGUACUACAUACACCACACAGUACAGAUAGAGAAGACUAGUCACUAGUUACACGAUCUAGAGUAGAAUAGAAAGAAGAGAAGAGUAUAAUAGUGAGGGAAGAUAGAGAUAGAGAUUGAGAGCAGAGACUAUCACUGGGUACAGGGUAUAGGCGGUUACUACUCAACACUGUACAACACACAACACAACACAACACAGAAGCCAGCUAGCCAGAUCUAGCCAGUAGAGCACAUCUACCGUACAAGCACUGUGUAUAACAUCAUCCAAGACCACUAGAUCCGUGAGCUUACCAAGACUUACCGAUUUAAGCCGGUAGCCAGUCCGAAAGGAUCUAUCGGUUAAGCCUCCUCGUCGACCCUCUGUCUGUACACACUGACAAUCGAAAACAACCCGGUCUGGUGCUAUUGUGUUGUGACUACUCACCUGCUGAUAAAUAUUGCCCAUAAGCUCAUUCGUAACUCACACCGCGUACCUGGAGCUUUUUCUUUGGUUUACUGCCAGGAGCUUUUGCUGAACUUUUCUCUGAUUUGAAUGUGCGUUUUUUUUAUUUCUUCCCAAGACAAUAAUAUAUUUUUGGGCUCAGUUAUUUGUGGUAUAAAACAAUUGUUUAAUUACGCGUCACGCGGUUUGUUACGACACACGGAACUGACUGGGUGUGUGUAUGUGUCGACUCGCGUCGUGGAGCCUGCUCGGUGACACACCGCUCGUAUCGUUGGUUCAUAACGGUGACUGUUGUAGUCGCGAGUGCUAGUUGAGUAUUUUGAGUAGCUAACACCGAGGUGUUGUCGAGUGGAAAUUCGUUUUUUAGUUGAGACUUGGACCUGAUACUAAUUGCUGAUUUUAAGUGUGCGGUCUUUAGGAUUAAUUGGAUUUUUAAGAUUUGCAAGUGGAAUUAGUUUGAAGGAAAAAUAUUGACUUAAUAAAGUUUUUUGGAAAUAAAGUGAAUUUGUGGUUCAUUGAUUAAUUUAUUGAUUAUAUAAUAAAUGUUUAUUAAUUGUAAAUGUUGCCAGUUGAUAAGCUGAUUGAUGAACUGAUUGAGAGUAAAUUUGAGUGGUAAAAUAAAAUAUUUAGUUGUGGAGGGCAGUAUUAUUGUCCGAGGUGUACGGAACAGUCGGCACGACGUUAACCUUCUACAGCAUGGAGCGCGGCGGGGGCGGGGGAGGCCUCGAACUCGCCGGCGGAGGUGGCGGUAAUACCGAACUGUGUCUCCAGGACCUGGUGACCGGUUCUGCCAGUGGAUUAUCGGUCCAGCACUACCAACAUGCCGCCGCUGCGGCCUCCAUGGCCGGGCUCCACGGUGACCAUCUUCAGGGGGCCAUGCAUCACCAUGAUGUUCACGCCAACACGCAUCACGACAACUCCAUGCUCCACAAUCCUGGCCAUCAGCUCAGUCACGAGCCUCUCGAGAAGAUGAAGUUGUUAGCGCAAAAUGAUUAUCGGGAUGAAACAAACGGUGGCCUUGCAAGACUCGACUUUUCUGGACAUGGGGCUCACACACCUGGUGGAAGCACUCCGAGUACACCGGGUGCUACCCCCACGACACCCUCCGGAUUUUCAACGGCACAACCAAGAAAUCGGACGAAUAACAACCAAAGAACGGACAUCAGGAAAGGAGUCCGAACACCAGUCGAAGUCAAACAAGAAAUGCGAUCAUCAGAAGUAACUUCUGGUGUUGUUAGUAUGAAUGACGCAAGUGAUAAAGAUGGCACCAAAAAUAAAAGACAGAGACGACAGAGGACACAUUUCACCUCCCAACAAUUACAAGAGCUUGAAUCGACUUUCGCGAGGAAUCGAUAUCCUGACAUGGCGACACGAGAAGAAAUAGCCAUGUGGACUGGGUUAACGGAAGCGCGCGUACGGGUAUGGUUCAAAAACCGCCGCGCAAAAUGGCGAAAACGAGAGCGGAAUGCCGCGAACGCAGCGGCAGCUGCAGCAGCAGCGGACUUCAAAACUGGCUUUAGCACCGCAGGCCUGAACAGCUUCAUAGGCCGUGCGGACGUCGACGCGAUGUACAGUUCGUACAGCUCCUACAACAACUGGGCCGCAAAAGUCCCCUCGCCUUUAAGCAGCAAAAGUUUCCCCUGGGUGAACCACCUGGGCACGGUAGUGCCUGCGGCCUCCCACCACCACCACCACGCCCAGGUGGCGCCAGUAAACUGCUUCAACACCUCGACCUCCGUGGCCGGUAGCCAUGUGGGCGGAAUGUCAAUGUCCGUAGGGCAAGCCGCGACUUCGAUGCUCCCUGGGAUGGGGUCAGGCCUCGGAGUAGCUGGGUCUCCCGUGGCGGCUUCCGGCGCUGCCUGUCCUUACGCGGCUCCAGCCGCUCCGCAUCCGUACGGCCCCUCAGUCUACACUCCCCACCACCGCGCAACUGGCCCUCCAGAACCUUGCACGCUCAUGAACAGCAGUAUCACUUCCCUGAGACUCAAGGCCAAGCAGCAUUCCAGCGAGUACGGCUCUGCCAGUUCAUUCAGCACAGGUGGCACCACUGGCGGCGGAGUUUCCGCUGGAAGCAUCAGUCCUGUCAGUUCUAGGGCUUCUUCAGGCGGCGGAUUAAGUGCUUGUCAGUACGCUUUGACAAGUGGAUCUGGUAAUCCGCAUUCUCCUGGCACUGAUCAUACCAAUGCCACCGCUCGAGGUCAAGUUUGA